Messenger RNA from Parathielavia appendiculata, 1629 nucleotides. RefSeq names its product phenylacetone monooxygenase. Lineage: Eukaryota; Fungi; Ascomycota; Sordariomycetes; Sordariales; Chaetomiaceae. The transcript has 2 exons. The coding region runs from base 1 to 1629 and encodes 542 amino acids. Gene Ontology annotation, molecular function: N,N-dimethylaniline monooxygenase activity; NADP binding; flavin adenine dinucleotide binding. The record is from RefSeq and is a predicted model, not a curated record.
AUGUCGGCAUUCGAGCUGGCCAACAAAGACCUGGACUACGAUGUCCUCAUUGUUGGGGCUGGGCUGAGCGGUAUCUACAGCCUGCUGCGCAUCCGCCAGCUGGGGCUGAGGGUCAAGGUGCUGGAGGCCGGCGAGGAAGAGGGUGGGACAUGGUUCUGGAACCGCUAUCCCGGAGCGCGCUUCGACUCGGAAAGCUACUCGUACAUCUUCUCGUUCUCCCAAGAAGUGCUCGACGAGUGGCACUGGACGGAGCAUUUUAGCCCUCAGACGGAGACUUUGAAGUACAUCCAAUACCUGACGACGAAGUUUGACCUGAAAAAGGACAUGCAGUUCAGCACGCGCAUCCAGUCGGCGCACUUCCAGACCCCUGGCAACUUUUGGAUGCUCACCGACGAGAAUGGCCGCCGGUACAACUGCCGUUAUCUCAUCACCUGCAUGGGCAUACUCAACCAGCCGACGCUGCCCGACAUCCCCGGCGUCAGCGACUUCAAAGGUGAGGCCUGGCACACGGCCAGAUGGCCCGCCAACGGCCAAGAGGCCCUCAGGGGCAAGCGCGUGGGCAUCAUCGGCACGGGAGCAACCGCCAUCCAGACGAUCCAGGAGAUAUACAAGGACGUGGGGCAUCUAACGAUCGUCCAGAGAACCCCCAAUUGGACGGCCCCUCUCCGCAACGCCAAGAUCGACGAGAAGGAAAUGGCCGAGAUUCGGGCCCGCUAUCCCGAGAUCUUCCAGCAGUGUCUCGAGUCCUACUCCUGCUUCAUCCACGUCACCGAGGAGAAGAAGACAACAGACUAUACCCGAGAGGAUCUCCAGGCCCGCUGGGAGGAGCUGUUCCAACGGCCCGGCUUCGCCAAGGUGCUCGGCGUCUGCCCGGACAUCGCCACGGACCGCGAAGCCAACCGGCUCUACAGCGAGUUCCAUGCCAACAAGAUCCGGCAGCGGGUCAGGGACCCGGUCGUGGCCGAGAAGCUGAUCCCCAAGAACCACGGCUUCGGGACGCGGCGCGUGCCGCUCGAGAGCGGUUACUACGAGGCCUUCAACCAGCCCCACGUCGAGCUGCUCGACAUCAGCGACGACCCGAUCGAGCGCAUCACGGAGACGGGGCUUUGCACCAAGAGCGGCAUCGAGCGCAACCUGGACGUGCUCAUCUACGCGACGGGCUUCGACGCCGUCACGGGGUCCUUCCACGCCGUCGACUUCCGCGGCGUAGACGGCGUCAGACUCCGCGACAUGUGGGCCGACGGCAUCCAGACCUUUCUCGGCCUGACGGUCAAGGACUUCCCCAACAUGUUCAUGAUCAUGGGCCCGCACCAGAUGUUUGGCAACAUUCCGCGGAGCAUCGAGUACGCGGUCGACUGGGUCGCCGAUUUUCUCGCGUGGGCCCGCGAGAACAAUGUGUGCUUCGUCAACGCGACGCAGGAGAAGAUGGACAUGUGGUACAGGCACGUCGAGGAGAUGGGCCGGGGCCUGUUGGCCAACGAGGUCGAUUCGUGGAUGACGGGCGUCAACAAGAACCUGGCGCACAAGCAAAAGAGGUCCCUUACCAGGUAUAACGGGCCGGCGCCGGGGUACAGGAAGAGGUGUGAUGAGGUUAAGGCGAAGGGUUAUUCGGAUUUUGUGUUGGGGUGA